AUGGACUUUAUGAAACCAGAAACUGUACUUGAUCUUUCCAACAUUCGUCAAGCAUUAGUGAGGAUGGAAGAUACUAUUGUGUUUGAUUUAAUCGAAAGAUCUCAAUUUUUCAGCUCACCAUCAGUUUAUGAAAAGAAUAAAUAUAAUAUCCCCAACUUUGAUGGAACUUUUUUAGAAUGGGCCUUAUUACAAAUGGAAAUUGCCCAUUCUCAAAUUAGACGUUAUGAAGCACCAGAUGAAACUCCAUUUUUCCCAGACCAAUUGAAAACCCCAAUUUUACCACCAAUUAAUUAUCCUAAAAUAUUGGCCAAGUAUUCUGAUGAGAUUAACGUGAAUUCAGAAAUAAUGAAAUUUUAUGUUGAAGAAAUUGUGCCGCAAGUGAGUUGUGGAGAAGGAGAUCAAAAGGAAAAUUUGGGUUCGGCAUCUACUUGUGACAUUGAAUGUUUACAAGCUAUUUCAAGAAGAAUCCAUUUUGGUAAAUUUGUAGCAGAAGCAAAGUAUCAAAGUGAUAAACCAUUAUAUAUCAAGUUGAUUUUGGAUAAAGAUGUUAAGGGAAUUGAAAAUUCAAUUACUAAUAGUGCAGUGGAACAGAAAAUCUUGGAAAGAUUGAUUGUCAAGGCUGAAAGUUAUGGAGUUGAUCCAUCAUUGAAAUUUGGACAAAAUGUACAAAGCAAAGUGAAACCAGAAGUAAUUGCAAAAUUAUAUAAGGAUUGGAUUAUUCCAUUAACCAAAAAAGUCGAAAUUGAUUAUUUGUUAAGAAGAUUGGAGGAUGAAGAUGUGGAGUUGGUGGAGAAGUAUAAGAAAUAA
This is a messenger RNA of Candida dubliniensis CD36, 807 nucleotides long. RefSeq names its product chorismate mutase (gene ARO7). Gene Ontology annotation, cellular component: cytoplasm. The coding region runs from base 1 to 807 and encodes 268 amino acids. The record is from RefSeq and is a predicted model, not a curated record. Gene Ontology annotation, molecular function: chorismate mutase activity. Lineage: Eukaryota; Fungi; Ascomycota; Pichiomycetes; Serinales; Debaryomycetaceae. The transcript has a single exon. Gene Ontology annotation, biological process: chorismate metabolic process; aromatic amino acid biosynthetic process.